Messenger RNA from Tarenaya hassleriana, 396 nucleotides. RefSeq lists its product as uncharacterized. Bases 1 to 396 code for a protein of 131 amino acids. The transcript has 2 exons. NCBI's taxonomy places the organism in Eukaryota, Viridiplantae, Streptophyta, Magnoliopsida, Brassicales, Cleomaceae. The record is from RefSeq and is a predicted model, not a curated record.
AUGGAUUGGAAGACGCCCACCAAUGCGACUGAAAUUCAAAGUUUCUUGGGUUUAGCAGGCUAUUACCGUCGUUUCAUUGAGGGGUUCGCUAAACUGGCAAAGACGAUGACGAAACUGAUGGGAAAGAAUGUACACUUCGAAUGGACAGAGGAUUGUGAGAUGAGUUUCAUGGAACUCAAGAAGAGGUUGACGACUGCACCUAUUUUGGUGUUACCGCGUCCAGCAUAUGCAUCCAGACAGUUGAAAAGACACAAGGAGAACUACCCGACUCAUGAUCUGGAGCUAGCCGCGAUAAUCAACGCUCUGAAAAUUUGGAGAUCUUAUCUUUACAGCGAGAAGGUUAAACUCAACACCGAUCAUAAGAGUUUAACCCAUGUCAUAUCGCAGAAAUAUUGA